Molecule: messenger RNA, 2388 nt
Organism: Alternaria infectoria
Lineage: Eukaryota; Fungi; Ascomycota; Dothideomycetes; Pleosporales; Pleosporaceae
Exons: 4
Coding region: 1-2388 (795 amino acids)
Molecular function (GO): chloride channel activity
Source: RefSeq, a predicted model, not a curated record
AUGGCCUCAACACUCCGCCAAUCGCAGCUCGAAGACGCAUCUCCUGCUGGCCACUGCAAUAACGGCGAUCGCCGUUGGAAAGAGUAUGUUCCGCGAGCUAGGACGAGUCGGCAGUCCGAAGAGGCGCCCCUGGUCCAUAGUCCAGUUCAGUCCAGAAAGGCAGAGACGAAGACUAAGAGUAGGAUUUUGGAAAUCGAAGAGCAAGAAGAACCUCCCGCUACGGUGGACGGAGCUAAGCACCGUGAUUCAGUUCACAAGACAGAGAUGAAGCCCAACGUGAAUGCGAAGAAGACCAAGCGACAAGCACCGCCACUGCAAUCGUUCGGCCUGUACUUCACCGAAGUCACUGAAGCCCGCCAGAAAGCUCGGGGACUGGACUGGCCGCCUCAUGAGGACGAGACUCUCCCAAACACCAAAGAAGAGCGGAUAGCAGUUGUUCGUAAGCUCUUCACAGCUAUCCAAGACACCAGCGACAUCCAGGACAAGAUGUCGAGCCCCAUGCUCAAGAAGCGCUGGCUGGCAGAGAGUGCAGGAGAAUCGAGCAAAGACGUGGUUGGAAACGCUGGGGAGACAAAACGCACACAGAAGAUCGCUACCAAUACAGUGUACAAACCUUGGGUGAAAGAGCGUCUCUGCUGGGAUAUCUUGGUCAGUUUCGCUAUAGCAUACGCAAUUACCGGCGCUAACAUGAACAAGGAAACAACUGAACGCAUCUAUCGAGAAGGCGCAGGGUUCGUUUCGAUCCUGGAUCCUGUCAUGAUCGAUCGCUGCGAGAAAUCACGGAAGCUCACGUUCGAGGAGCGUAUCUCGAAACUUGUCGUAGUGUUGAAGUCCUACAAGAGCCGUGUCGACAAGCUGUUGCGUGGAGGAUGUGUCGAGGAGUACGUGUUAUGCCCGGAUACUCUUCUCCAGAUCAGCUCGAGCAACCGCCAACAGAACGACGAGCGUCAGAAAGACCUUACUGCUGGCCGAAAGCGCGAAGAUCGGCUCGUCAAGAAGCCCGGGAAGAAAAAGCAGAUUUUGGCGCCUACGCCAGCAACUAGUCGCAAGCGUACUCGCUACAGUUCCGAGGACGCGUCCGAUAUGGGGCCGCGCGACCUCAGCCAUCACUCGAAGUUUCCGAUGAUGCUGCGACUUCACGGCAGCAUCACUCCAAAGCUUGUCAUACCCGUUUUGCUGGUAGGUGGGUGGGCCACCGCUGUCACUUGCAUCUCGAAGCUUGUAUAUGACCUUGGAACCGACCAAGUCUUCAUCACCGUACUAGGCUUUGUCGUCAGUCUGGCCCUCAGCGUCCGCAGUUCUACCUCGAUGGACCGCUACUUCCAAGGUCGACAGCUUUGGGGGCGCCUCCGACUCGCAUCGCACAUCUUGGCUCGCCUGAUAUGGAUACACGCUGAAGAGAGGCAUGCUGCUGAUGCAGGGUUGGGGAAGCAAGAUCUGCUCGGCAAGGUCAGCUGCCUGAACCUAAUUGUGGCUUUCGCUGUCGCAGUGAAACAUAAAUUGCGGUUCGAGCCAGGAACGCAUUACGAGGAUCUGAAGCACCUGGUCGGUCAUUUGGAUACCUUUGCGCAGGCAGCGGAUAUGCCUGCGCCUGACCCUCCGAGCGCUUUCAGGCGGACUUGUCAGUUGCUCGGCAUGCCUAUGGCGACGCCCAACCCACGCAAACACGUCAAGCAAUCGCGCGUGCCUCUCGGUGACCUACCCCUUGAGAUUUUAUCUCACCUCUCUGCGUACAUGAAAGUUCUAUACGACAACGGCACGUUGAGAGACUACAGCAUCUAUCAAACCCAGACUUUGGAUUCGCUGACAAUCAUGGACGAGGUGUCGUGUGGCACGGAGAGAAUCCUGAACACACCGCUUCCACUUGCGUACUCCAUCGCCAUAUCCCAGGUCACAUGGCUGUAUAUCCUGUUGCUACCGUUCCAAUGCUACAACAGCUUAGGUUGGAUCACCAUCCCUGCAUGUGUGGUCGCAGCGUACAUCAUUCUGGGUAUCGCUUUCAUCGGCCGUGAGAUCGAAGACCCUUUCGGACACGACGUCAAUGACCUACCUCUGGAUGCCUUCUGCCAGCAAAUCCGCCAGGACCUUGACAUUAUCAUGUCACGCGCUGCGCCUCUCGUCAACGACUUUAUGGGUCGUGAAGAAAACAUGCCGCUGUAUCCCCUUUCAUAUCUGAGCACGAGAGCAUGGGCAAACAAGUCGCCAGAUGAGAUACAUGUCGCUUUGUCGCAGAAGGUAGGUCUCCAUCAUCCCAUGGUUGAACGCGGUGAGAACCCGGUGCCACCUACGCAAGGAAGACUAGCCGGCGUGGAUGGCUGGGUUGAGAAGGGUGGUUCAGGACCGAUUGACACAACAGGUCAUUACAGAAGGAAGUACGGAAGUGUUUAG